Messenger RNA from Nerophis lumbriciformis (worm pipefish), 570 nucleotides. NCBI's taxonomy places the organism in Eukaryota, Metazoa, Chordata, Actinopteri, Syngnathiformes, Syngnathidae. The record is from RefSeq and is a predicted model, not a curated record.
AUGGCACAGGCACUCAAAGAAAGAUUUGACAAGUUUCUCCACGAGAAGAACCUCCUGACUGACGUUCUUGCUAAAAUCGAAGCAAAAACCGGAGUUAGUAGGACGUAUAUCGCUCUCGCUAUCGUUGGGAUCAUCGCAGUGUACUUGGUCAUCGGUUAUGGAGCCUCCUUGCUGUGCAACCUCAUCGGCUUUCUUUACCCAGCCUACAUAUCCAUCAAGGCUAUAGAAAGUGCCACCAAAGAUGACGAUACAAAAUGGCUGACUUACUGGGUGGUGUACGGGCUCUUCAGCGUGGCUGAGUUCUUUGCGGACAUUUUCCUCUCCUGGUUCCCAUUUUACUACAUCGGAAAGUGUGCCUUCCUGGUGUGGUGCAUGGCUCCGACUCCUUCCAACGGCUCGGUCCAGAUUUACAACCGCAUCAUCCGCCCCUUUUUCCUUAAGAACGAAGCCAAGAUAGACGACGCGGUCAAGAACAUUAAGGAUAAGGCAUCAGAAGCUGCUGAUAAGUUUAAAGAUGAAGCCAAAAAAGCCACCGCCAACAUCAUGUUUGAGGAGAAGAAGAGCUCCUAA